Molecule: messenger RNA, 1588 nt
Organism: Olea europaea var. sylvestris
Lineage: Eukaryota; Viridiplantae; Streptophyta; Magnoliopsida; Lamiales; Oleaceae
Product: ABSCISIC ACID-INSENSITIVE 5-like protein 7
Exons: 5
Coding region: 120-1385 (421 amino acids)
Biological process (GO): positive regulation of DNA-templated transcription
Cellular component (GO): nucleus
Molecular function (GO): DNA-binding transcription factor activity
Source: RefSeq, a predicted model, not a curated record
UCGAAAGGGUAGAAGACUGUCAAGACACUUGUCGCCUCCUGCAAACAUUAACGGCCGAAGAAGAAGAAAUCACACGAUCUCUCUGUAAAGGCUUGUGGCCCUCUUGGCAAUUUUCUAUAAUGGGGUCAUACAUGAACUUCAAGAAUUUUGGGGACACAGCACAGCCUGAUGGCAGCGGGGAAACACCAAUGGAUAACUAUCCAUUGGCUCGACAAUCAUCCGUAUAUUCCUUGACCUUUGAUGAGUUCCAGAGCACUUUGGCUGGACCCGGAAAGGACUUUGGAUCCAUGAACAUGGAGGAUCUUUUGAAAAGCAUUUGGACGGCUGAAGAGACUCAGGCCAUGUCUUCUUGUCCUGGCAGUGGAGAUGGGAUGGCCCCAGGUGGAAAUUUGCACAGGCAAGGAUCUCUAACCCUGCCACGUACCUUAAGUCAGAAAACUGUAGAUGAAGUGUGGAGAGAUGUGCUUAAAGAAACUGUUGGUGCGAAAGAUGGAAGUACUGGUGGGGGAUCAAAUUUGGAAGUGAGGCAGCCGACUUUGGGUGAAAUGACAUUAGAAGAUUUCUUGGUAAGAGCAGGGGUUGUUAGAGAAGAUAUCCAACCUUCUUGGACGGCAAAUAACAAUGGAAUCUAUGGUUUACCUCCGGCAAGUGGUUUCAGCAUUGGUUCAACCAUAGGAUUUCAACAGCCACCUCGGAACCAAGGUGUAUUGGGUAAUCAACUUGCAGAGAACAACAAUUUAGUCCAUAAUUUACAGGCCUUAGAGAAGAAUAUAAGUGGUGUUAUAUCUCUUCAGCAACAACCUAGGCAGCCACAGCCUCUUUUUCCCAAACAAACGAUAAUGAGUUUGUCAUCUCCCAUGCAACCUGGUAACAAUGGAAAGCUGGCUAGCCCAGGGGUAAGAGGUCAAGUUGCUGAAAUAUCAAAUCCUUUGAAUAAUACUCGAGUUCAAGGUGGACAAGUGGUCAUGGGGACAUUACACAAUGGGGGCUCGACAGUUGCAGGAAGGUCUCCCGGAAAUCUUCUAACUUCAGAUACAAUUGCUAAGAGUGAUGUAGAUACAUAUUCACUGUCCCCUUCUCCUUAUCCAUUACGUGAAGGUGGUCGAGGAAGGAGAUCAUCUACUUCUUUGGAGAAAGUAGUGGAGAGAAGGCGCAAGAGAAUGAUGAAAAACAGGGAGUCUGCUGCAAGGUCACGGGCUCGGAAGCAGGCAUAUACCUUGGAAUUGGAAGCAGAAGUAGCAAAGCUCAGAGAAAUGAACCAAGAGUUUCGGAAAAAACAGGCAGAAUAUAUGGAGAUGCAGAAAAAUCAGAUAUCAGAAUCAACAAAUAUGCCACGGGUAGGUAAAAGAAUAUGCUUGAGAAGGUUGCUGACCGGACCUUGGUAGGGUUGAGCCCACGAAUUUAUUGACCGUCAUUAGUGAAUCGAAUUAGAUUGUGUAUUAUGAUAUGAUUCAGAUCUCAUUAUAUACAUUGUGUACGUAGUUUUAUGUAUAGAAGCAAAGAGUGGCAUGCUGUAAACUAUAGUACUAUGAGAUUGGGGCUUGUGUGGUAUCUAUUUGCUUCUCAUUUCAUCUUCAAGUUCUUUUGA